Sebastes umbrosus (honeycomb rockfish) is the source of this 1823-nucleotide messenger RNA. RefSeq names its product ras-related protein Rap-2a. Gene Ontology annotation, molecular function: GDP binding; GTP binding; GTPase activity. The coding region runs from base 838 to 1389 and encodes 183 amino acids. The record is from RefSeq and is a predicted model, not a curated record. NCBI's taxonomy places the organism in Eukaryota, Metazoa, Chordata, Actinopteri, Perciformes, Sebastidae. The transcript has 2 exons. Gene Ontology annotation, cellular component: plasma membrane. Gene Ontology annotation, biological process: Rap protein signal transduction; negative regulation of cell migration.
CUCCUGGAUACACAUCCUCGAGUGCCCCCCUGUGAUUGGACGAGCUCUCUCUCUGGAUGUCACCAGGGCAACCGAAUGAUGGGGGAAUUUUAACACAUGAACGGAAACCGCAAACCUCUGGAUGUGACUGGCUCCCAUUCAGGCACCAGUAAGAGCAGGAGAGGCUGUCCGGUUGGACCGCUCGCACAUCCAUCAGUCUGAUGAGGAGAAGGAGGAGGAGGGUCCUGCCUGCCUCGGUACGGGAGCCGAGCAGGGACCAGCUGGUUACGCAGCGUGCCGUGGAGUCUCCACCCCGAGAGAAGAGAGGAGUAUGGCGGCUGGGACUGCGCUGGAGAGCGAGGGAGAAGCGGAGGAGACAUGCCAGAGAUGCUGAAACAAAGAGAUGCAACUUCUUUAACCAAGUGUGGAGAUACUUCCAGUGGGUGCUGUUUUCCUGAGCUUUGCACUUCAUUGUCGGGGCUAUAAACCAGCUGCCAGCGUUUUUCCAUCCUCUAUGGAGCAAGUUUGUUUUUUUUCUCUGAUGCAUAGAGAGAAGGGUGAGCUAAGCAGAUGAAAACCAACACAUCAUCGGGCUGUAUUUCCUUCCUCCCUGUGCGCAUUUUGGCACAAUCCUCGGAUGCCCAAAUAGCUGUCAGUGUGUGGCCUGCAUGGGGUAAAUCUCUACAAUGAAAUCCAUCUCUGGGCAGCGAGUCUUUGUGCUCUGCCAGAGCUGAAGCUGAAGCAGCAGCUGUAAUAUUGACAACCACUGUUGUGCAAAAUGGGACGCGAGUGGUGAAUGUGAUCCGUGCGCUUUUUGGGUUCAUUUAUUGAUACUUUACACGAUUUAAAUCCCCAACGAUGCGCGAGUAUAAAGUGGUGGUGCUGGGCAGCGGCGGGGUCGGGAAAUCCGCCCUCACCGUGCAGUUCGUCACCGGGACGUUCAUUGAGAAGUACGACCCCACUAUAGAGGAUUUCUACCGCAAGGAGAUCGAGGUGGACUCGUCGCCCUCGGUGCUGGAGAUCCUGGACACCGCCGGCACCGAGCAGUUCGCCUCCAUGCGGGACCUUUACAUCAAGAACGGACAAGGAUUCAUCCUGGUCUACAGCCUGGUCAACCAGCAGAGCUUCCAGGAUAUAAAGCCCAUGAGGGACCAGAUCAUCAGAGUGAAAAGGUACGAGAAGGUUCCAGUGAUCCUGGUGGGGAACAAGGUGGACCUGGAAAGCGAGAGGGAGGUAUCGUCCAGCGAAGGUCAGGCCCUGGCCGAGGAGUGGGGCUGCCCGUUCAUGGAGACCUCGGCCAAGAGCAAAACCAUGGUAGACGAACUGUUCGCUGAGAUUGUUCGGCAGAUGGACUACGCCGCCCAGCCAGACAAGGAUGACCCCUGCUGCUCCUCUUGCAAUAUACAAUAGCCCCGGGGGCCUCCAGGAACAGGCCGGGCAAAAAGCCUACUUAUAGAGGAAGCUGCUUCGACCCGCAAGCAGAGAGACACACACUUAGACACACGCACAUGCACAUGCCAAUUAAACGGAAGGAAAAUUCAUGGUUGAACGCGGUGGAUUUUAACUCCACGGAGCAUAAAAUCAGCAGUGACAUGAUUAUUAAUAACGACAUGUGAGUUAUGAAUACAUUUUGAACGAGGAAUGCCGGGAAUUUGCCGCAAGAGAAAUUGACAAAUGACAAAAAAGGAACAUGCCCUCGCCUUAUGUUACUCUCUUCUGUUGUUUGGGUUUGUCUCUAUCCUUUUUUGAGUUGUGGGAGGAAAAUCAUCAGCAAACAGUCACAGAUCAGGAUACUUUACUCUUUACGUUGUUCUACAAUCUGUUAUGAAUGAGUAAAAAAAAUG